Messenger RNA from Melospiza melodia melodia, 4263 nucleotides. RefSeq lists its product as uncharacterized. Gene Ontology annotation, cellular component: nucleus. Lineage: Eukaryota; Metazoa; Chordata; Aves; Passeriformes; Passerellidae. Gene Ontology annotation, biological process: regulation of gene expression. Gene Ontology annotation, molecular function: POU domain binding; DNA binding. The transcript is spliced from 11 exons. Bases 244 to 2577 code for a protein of 777 amino acids. The record is from RefSeq and is a predicted model, not a curated record.
GGAUUCCAGGGCUGCUCUCAUUCUUCCCCUGCUGGAACUUGCUGCUCCGAAGACGAGAGGGAAGCUGGACUCAGCUAAUUACGUUGGAGGAUUAAUUACAUUGCCACGGUCUCCAUGUGAUACUGGAUAGAUUUUUAAUUUUUUUUUUUUUGUUUUUUUUAAACACAACUGAACAGGGGGUUUUUGCUUCCCCUCAUCUCUUUCGUCUUUUUCUGCACACACACACACACACACAGAGCGGAGAUGUUGCAGACAGUCUGCAUGAGCCCUGAGCUGCUGGUCAACCACAGCAAGAGUGAAAGUGAAAUCUGUGGCUACAGCCCAGGCCAGGGCUCUCCCCUGCCUGGGGAAACCGCCAGCCCCAAGAGCUGCUCCCAGCAGAGCCCAUCUCUGCCAGACUCUGGACUGACUGAGCUGAACGUGGCGAGCCCCAAGAUCUUCCACCCUCCUCCUCCUCCAUGCAAGCCUCCAGGGAUGCCUGCUCCUGCUGACUCUGAACUUAGCUCUGAUCCCCCUCAGAAGCGCUACAUGGGUGUGAGAGUGAAGAUGCCAGUGCGGGAGUUGCUGAGGAAAAUCCGACUUUCCAAAGGCUUGGACCCAGCUCCAGGCAAGGAAGCCUCAGCAGUGAAGAUGGCAGCCAAAGGAUCCUCAGGAAAAACAGAGAAGAGGAGAUCUCACCCUUAUACAGAGAAACAGCUUAGACAGAGCGCUGGGCAAAGCCCCAGAGGCUUGGAGGACCUCGACAUCCUGGUGGAGGUGCUGCAGGAGGAUCUGAACCAGAGCCAGCUCGGGGAGGAGCGCCGGCAGCCCGUGCCAGACGGCUUCUGGCAGGGAUUCAGCCGGGAGCUGCAGAGCUGCUGCUGGCAGGGCAGGGAGGCGGCUCAAGGGGGACCAGCAGAGCUUCACCCCCAGCCCUGGGGCAGGGAUUUCCACCCCGUCCUGCGGGGACAGGCACGGCCUCCCCUCCAGGGUCAGCAGGAGAGCACCCAGAGGUCCGGCUCGCCUGGGAUGUUCUCCAGGACGGGCGAGGAUGGGGGCAGCUGGUGGGUGCAGGAAGGUCCCUUGAGCUCCCAGGAGGGGUUCUCGAGGGGUUCUCCAUCCCAGGGAUGUCUCCUGAGGAAUUCUCCAUCCCAGGAAGGUUUCCCAAGGAACUUUCCAUCCCAGGAAUGUCUCCUGAGGAACUCUCCACUCCAGGAAAGUUUCUCAAGGAAUUCUCCAUCCCAGGAAGGCUUCUUGAGGGAUUAUCCACCUCAGAAAUGUCUCCUGAGGAAUUCUCCAUGCCAGGAAGGUUUCUCAAGGAAUUCUCCAUCCCAGGAAACUUUCUUGAGGAAUUCUCCACCCCAGGAAGGUUUCCCAAGGAAUUCUCCAUCCCAGGACGCUUUCUUGGGGAAUUCUCCAUCCCACAAGGAUUUCCCAAGGAAUUCUCCAUCCCAGGCAUGUUUCCUGAGGAACUCUGCACCCCAGGAAUGUUUCCUGAGGAAUUCUCCAUCCCAUGAAGGUCUCCUGAGGAACUCUCCACCCCAGGAAUGUUUCUUGAGGAAUUCUGCACCCCAGGAAUGUUUCUUGAGGAACUCUCCAUCCCAGGGAUGUCUCCUGAGGAACUCUGCCCCCCAGGAACCUUUCCCAAGGAAUUCUGCCCCCCAGGACACGCCAGCAGUCCCCGGCUUGGCAGAGAUGCUGCUGGAAGCUCCCAGGGGCUCUCCAGAUGUGGAGGGACAUUUGAGGCCGACCCCAAACUCCUUCAGCAGGCAGGACCUCUCUGCCCUCUCCUUCUUCCAGUUCCAGCUGCACAGGGAGGAGAAUUGGCUGAGGAACAUCCCAGAGGAGGAACUGCUGGCUCCUGAUGAAAAUGGCAGCAGGCUGCUGCACAAGGCUGUUGCCCAGGGAAGGAGGGCUCUGACUUUUGCCCUGGCCCAGAGAUUUGCCUCCCUCAACAAGAUCGACGAGAAGGAUGCAGAGAAAAGGACUGCUUUACAUCUUGCUGCAGAAAAGAACCAGCACCUGAUGGUGAGCGACCUGAUCUCCCUGGGAGCCAACGUCAAUGAACAGGACAGCUCAGGGAAAACUCCCCUCCACCUGUGUGCACAGAACGGCUACCUGAGGGUUCUGCAGGUGCUGAAAAGCUGCAAGGACAACGGGGUGUGUGUGCAGGUGGAUCUGCCCGACCACCACGGUCUGACGCCCCUGCACUGCGCUGCCCUCGCCCACACGGCGCUGGUGGCAGAAUCCCAGAGCCCUGGCACGGAUGGCAGCGCGGGCAGGCUCCUGGGGCUGCGGAGGGCCCAAACCCUGGAGGGAAUCCUGUGCCUGCUCCAGAUGGGAGCAAAGCCCCAGCUGCAGGUCCUGGACUCCUGGCCAACCUCCACCCCCUGCCUGAAGCUGGAGGAGAACACAGAGCUCAUGUGUUUGCUUCAGACUCAUCAACCCCAGGCACAGGAUGUUCCUCAGCAGAGCUGCAGCCUGCUGGAUGCUCCCAGAGGAAUUCCCUCUCCCCCAGGUGCAGAAAACUCACCUGGACUGGGCUCCUUGUCAUCCUCAGAGCUCCUUGAUGUCCUUCUCAAAGGUAUUUUGUGGUAGGAAGUGGAGUUGAGGUACCUGGGGGUUUGUGUGGCUCAGCAGCUGGGAUGGAGUGGCUCAGUCCAGUCCCAUCCCACAGAAUCAUUUGGGGUGGAAAAAACCCCAAAAUCAUCAAGUUCAAACCUCCACAGCAUGGGGCUGGUGGAAAAGGUGCUCAGCACCUCAUCCCAGCCUUUGGGUUCACUCAUUUUCCUUGCAAACCUCCUUCCUCACCCAAAACCAGCCAGAAAAAGAGGGAAUUUUUUCCUUCUUUAGCAGGAACAGCUGGGCUGGGACUGAGCUGAGAUUUUUCUGCUUUGUUGUCUUCCAGGGAAAUGCUGAGAGCUCUCACCACCUGCACCUGAUGGGCCACCUGCUGCAGAGCACAGACACCAAAAUCUAGAAUGUUUUAUAUAUUAUCUUGAACUGACUGCUGGAAAGAUCUCACCUGGACCCAGAAUUUAAAAGGCUGAUAAAUGAGGGAAAUCCUCAGUGCAGGUUGAGCCAGGAAUUCAGGGUUAGGUGCUCCAGGAAGAAUUGCAUCUUCAUUUUCUCACAAAUUUGUGCUUUUCUGCUCAGGUCUGAGGUCAGUCUGAAGCUCUGAUGAUUUUUCAUGCAGUUGUUUAGACAAAGAAAAAUAUUUUAACCAUCCAGGGUCUAGUCUUGAGGGUUUCAGCCUAAAAUUUAUCUAUACACUCCAAAUUCAACAUUCAGACUGAAAAUCUCAGUGAUUUUAAACACGAGCUCUGGGAAUUCAGAGCUUAAUAUUAAAAAUAUUUAAUGUUUUCUGCAGUCUGGCUCUGAAUUUGGCCAAGGCUGGAGUGGUCACACUUUAAGGCAGUCUCUCCAAAACAGAGCAUUGUGCUGACUGUGUUUCUUCUACAAAAAUCAAGCUUUUUAUUGAUGCAAUCAGAAUUUUGCACCCAUAGUGGAUUGUAGGUGGUCUGGGACAAAGUGUUUUGAAUAAGUUCCUUUCUAACAGAUCUAACAGAGGAUUUUACCUUUAUAAAAUUUAAAUCUAGAACAGCUUUUGAAGUUCAUUUUUUAAAACAAAGUUGGGAAACUAACAAGGAGCUGAAAUAAUCCCAUACUGCCAGAAAACUGAGUUAUUCAGUAGAAUUAUCAUAAACUAGAUAAUUUUUAUUUUUAAUUAUUUCCUCCCAGGCUUACUCUCGUUCAAUUUUAACUUCUGGUUGCAAGUUUGCUGGUUUCUAUGAAACUUCCCUGUUUGCUACAUAGGGAGCAAUUCUACUUUUACAGAACCUAAAAGCAAAACCAAAACUGAUCCAGCAGCUCUCACGUGUCUCCUGUGGAGGAAAAUGGGAGAUUCCCACGUGAAGCCACUGCAGGAUCCAGUGUUAAGUACUCAGCAUCUUUGGGGAAUGUUUUUAAUGAACCCUUUGCAUUUGUUUCUUGUGAAAAAAACAGAAAAAAAAGUUAUUUUUGUGUUAUGGGGUUUCCUUAAGUGUUAAGCUCCAAGAGCUACGUUGCACAAGGUGAAUGGACUUGGAGGAGUGGCAGUGUUGAAGUGAAUUCCAGUGGGGUUUGGGUCAUAUCCUAUGAUUCUGAUGCCCUGAACAGCUGAAGAGUUCUCUUUUGUGUUUUCUCUAGUCUGAGAUAAAAUAAUUCUUAAUCUUUCAGUAUUUCAUUUAAAAAAUCUAUAUAUUAUAUGUUAUUCUCAUAAGGAGUUGCAUAACUCAUUCACCU